UCGUAGGCAAAAAUAUAGAAAAUUACGCAGAACAGAUUUGUCCAUUAUUCAUUCGAAAAUGCAACAAAAUCGAACGCUCAAACGUCACGUGCACACCACCCUCAAAAAUGCCAGUUCUGAAAUAUUAGAUUAUCAAAACAAAAUGACGCAAUUAAUGCAGGAUGGUCCAUUACCUGAAGAUGACGAAGCUCCGCAUGAAGAAUCAACAACGGCAGUCAAGAAGAGUGGAGAACCGCAAGGGGAAGUUGCCAUAGCUAGUGAUUCAGAGAAUGAUUUGAGAGAGGCAUCGGAAUCGAUGGUUGGAAAGGUAGAGAGAAUUCCAUUGAUGGUAAGCAACAUUGACCUGGAGAUAAUUUUCACAGAUUACCGUGAUCAAUGCGAAGACAUCUUUGAUCUAUGUCAUAGCGAUAUCAUGGAUAUGCGACCGACUUCACGCUUCACGAAGGAAAUUUCAGAAGAAUCUUGGAGCGAAUUUGUGUUAAGUACAUAUCCCGAACAUAAUCUACCUAAAGAUUGGGAAAGUUUUAUACAAGAAUUCUUCAAGCCAAAGGUUAGUCUAGAAGAAUGGAUAAGCGAUUGGCGUGAUCUCCAUAACCAAAAAAUCAACGGAAACAAAAUUCACAAAGACUUGGCAGAUGCAAUCUACCAUAUACUUGCACCAUAUAUUGAAGCCUUUGAAGCGCCUUACAACAUAUUGAAGUCAGGAGACUUACGAGAAAAUCAAUAUAAUGCUCAGUUCGUUAGUCCUAUAUUAAAGUAUACAUUAAAGGCCAUAUGUAACGUUGAUUGGAGAAUUCUUGAAGUGCCAGUAGAAAGUAGCAAAGAUCGUCGUAAUGCAAACAUCAAUCCAAUCAUUGAUAAAGUCUUAGAGGCGAAGUGUGCAGAUGGGCUUGCGCGUCUUUGGUUAAGUCGUGAAGAAGUAUUUCUAUACGAACAAACAGGACCCCCGGACUUCGAUCAUUUGACGCAACUUUACAUUCAUGAUUAUAAGCUGAUUAGAACAAUGAGAGAUGUGCUGAACCAAAGAAUAAUCCUUCACCUUAAAGACGGAAUAUAUGAUCACAAAAACCUUGCAAGUUUCGGUGCUUUCGGUCAUCGCACUGAAGUAUCUUUAUUUUGGCUAACAAUACAUCAGAAAUCAUAUUGUCUUCGCGAAUACGGAACUUUCAAGAUCCCUACAGCUUGGCAAGAUUUCCCUGUUUUUUCCGAAGUAAUCAUAUCAUGUCUUAAGUUCUUUGUGAGUAUAAUAGUGUUUCAUUCAUUUAUUCACCACCCUUUACUAAUGCCGGUUUAUGAUCAGUCCUUCAUGAGAGAAAAUAUCGAAGUGAAAAGACCAUAUGUUGAACAAAAGCAAAAGUUGCUGACCAAACGAAGGGUACAUACAAUAAAGCAGAACCAAUCAACACCAGAUCGACCCAAAAAGCAGAAGAAGUCGAAAUGA
Messenger RNA from Funneliformis mosseae, 1441 nucleotides. The record is from the annotation of a GenBank genome assembly. Lineage: Eukaryota; Fungi; Glomeromycota; Glomeromycetes; Glomerales; Glomeraceae.